ACAGCAGCGAGCGCACACAGCGCGUCUUGAAGAGGAAACCCCCACAGGAGCUCUCGCUGCCGGAUACCUGAGACAUCUCAAAUCAUCCCUCUGACCGACGAGCGCACGGCGCGCCAAGGAAUGCGCAGGAGCGACCGACUGUCCGCUGGACUAGGGCGCGCGGUCAUGGGUCCCUCUUCAGCACCUUUGAGUUUUUAAUGCAUUAUGAAGUCAUAGAGACCCCUGGAAAGCCUUUAAAUUCUCCUUAAGGCAGCGUCUGUAUUGGAAUAAACUAUCAGCUGAUGAAUUUCUCUGUUCGGAUGGAUGAUUUGGUCAGAUUCCUCAUUCAUCGUGAUGCGCGUUCAUUUCGUUUUCAAGUGUCUUAUUGACUGACCGCGGAUCAAUUUUUGGACGUUGGCUGACGGCUGGAGAGGAAGAUGACAGCUCUCAACCCAGUGCUGUUCCUUCUCUGCGGUGUCUCUGUGUCUCUGACUCUGAAGGUGGUGUCAAAGAGAGGCUCAGUGGACGGCUGCACUGAUUGGUCCGUGGACUAUCUGAAGUACCGGGUGUUACACGGAGAGCCGGUGCGGAUAAAGUGUGCUCUGUUUUAUGGUUAUAUCAGAGCCAACUACACCCAGGCACAGAGCAUUGGACUUAGUCUGAUGUGGUACCGGAGUUCUGGGCUGGGACAUGGCGAUUUUGAGGAGCCAAUCUCCUUUGAUGGGGUACGCAUGAGCAAAGAGGAAGACACCAUCUGGUUUCGGCCUGCUGAGCUGCAGGACGCCGGUCUGUACUCCUGCGUUCUGAGGAAUUCAACGUUUUGUAUGAAGGUGUCUAUGACUCUGUUGGUUGCCGAUAAUGACACUGCAGGAUGUUAUAACUCAAAACUGCGCUACACUGAGAAAGGAGAACUGGGCAAGAGUAAAGACAUCUCCUGUCCUGAUAUCCAGGAUUACGUUCAGUCUGGAGAAAAACCGCAGAUAACGUGGUACAAGGAGUGUAACGUGCAGCAGUGGAGGAGCAGCAUACUACAGACUGCAGACAUGCUUUCCAUACAGGAAGUAAGGGAGGAUGACAUCGGCAACUACACCUGUGAGCUAGUUUUCGGAGGAUUCCUGGUGCGAAGGACAACCUAUCUGAGCGUGACAGCUCCUCUGACUGAAGAGCCCCCCAGGAUUCUGUUUCCCUCUGAAAACAAGCUUCUCGCCAUGGAUGUGCAGCUCGGAAGCAUGCUGAACCUGACAUGCCGAGCUUUUUUUGGGUACAGUGGGGAUAUCAGUCCACUUGUUUACUGGAUGAAAGGAGAGAAGUUCAUUGAGGACAUGGACCAGAGUCGCAUUCGAGAGAGUGAAAUCAAGACCGUCAGAGAACACCUGGGUGAACAGGAAGUGUCCAUUACUCUGACCAUAGACUCACUGGAGGAGGUAGAUCUGGGUAAUUAUUCCUGUUAUGCGGAAAACGGCAAUGGGAGACGACAAGCCAAUGUACAGAUUGGGAAACGAGUGGAGCUGAUGUACACCGUUGAGUUGGCCGGUGGUCUGGGUGCGAUUCUUCUGCUGUUGGCAUUGUUAUUGUCUGUGUAUAAGUGCUACAGGAUUGAGCUGCUGCUCUGCUAUAGGCAUCACUUUGGUGGGGAGGAUACAGAUGGAGAAAAUAAAGAGUAUGAUGCAUACCUGUCCUAUAGUAAGGUGGAGCUGGAUCAGUGGGGUCAGGAAUUACAGGAGGAGGAGCGCUUUGCUCUGGAGAUUCUCCCUGAUGUCCUGGAGAAACAUUAUGGAUACAAACUCUUCAUCCCUGACCGAGAUCUCAUUCCUAGCAGCAGUAUGAGCAGUCAACAUUACCAGGAUGACACACAUCUUCUUAGAGCUUACAUAGAGGACGUGUCCCGCUGCGUAGACAUGAGUAAACGGCUGAUCAUCGUGCUGACCCCGAGCUACGUGCUGCGUCGCGGGUGGAGUAUAUUUGAGCUGGAGUCCCGUCUGCGCAACUCUCUGGUUUCAGGGGACGUUAAAGUGAUCUUAAUUGAGUGUGCCGAUCUGCGAGGAGUCAUUAACUACCAGGAAGUGGAGGAGUUAAAACAGUCCAUUAAAUGUCUGAGCGUGGUGCACUGGAACGGCCCGCAGAGCAACAAGCCCGGCUCGCGCUUCUGGAAGCAGCUCCGCUACACCAUGCCGUACCGCCGCCCCCAGCAAACCCUCACCAAUCACGCACUGGACGCCAGUGAACCCGGCCCCUUCGCCGACCUGCAGACCGUCUCAGCCAUCUCCAUGGCCACGGCCACGUCCGCCGCCUUGGCACCGGCUCACCCUGAGCUGCGCCCGUCCCUGCGGAGCUCGUACCGCUCGCACUCACUGGCACGGCAGAAACACUCGCACUACCGCAGCUACGACUACGAGCUGCCCUUCACGGCCGGAGGCACGCUGCCACCCCAGCACACCUACUGCAACCUGCCCCUCACCCUCCUGAAUGGCCAGCGACCCGUCAACAACAAGACCCUACGCCAACACAGCCUGGACGAGCACCACGGCAACAACGCCAUGCUCCCGCUGCUGCCCAGAGAGACGAGCAUCUCCAGCGUCAUCUGGUAAAGACAGAGGAAGUGAAACGUACUCAGUAUGGGCCACCUGGCACAAGGAGGACUAAAUAAGCUGGCAUACAGCACAGGACACAAUGAGGUUAGUGGGUUCCUGUGAGCAAAAUGAUCGUUCUGACCACGCUAAGUGGGUCUGAGGAUGUAGGUCUUUAUUUGGGCAUUGCUCCAGUGGCGAGGGACGACGUAGUGCCGUAUCUGUAGGCGUGAACUGAGCAUAUAAAGUCACACCACACGGAGGUAUACAGGGUCUCGUGUAGAUGUUAGCGUUAUAUUUGUAGCAACGCUGUCUCCAUGUUCGGUUUGAUCACGCCAUCUAUUUUUACUUGUUAAUGCUUGAUGCUUUUGUUUUGUCCCUUUUUCCUCUUUUUUUAGGUUUGACAUGGACAUUUGAUUGAGAUUUUGUUUGGGGUUUUUUUCUACCUUCUUUCGAAAUGGACUGAAAUAUUCCUCGUUUGAUUUUAGCUACUGUCGUUUUGCUCGGAAGCUACUGCGUUUUGUUCCGUCCUUCUUUCUGUUGUCCAAUGUAAGGUAUGUAUUUAUGGUUUUAAUUGCAAAAUUUUCAAGAAGGAAAUAUAUUACAAAUUAUGCAAAAUAUACGAAAGCCUAAAGGGGUCGACAGAGGUGAUCAGAGAGCGGUGCUGUCUUCUUUUACAAGAGGAACAGCAUCAUUUCUCAAAUAUUAAGGGGAUUUUAAAAGACGAGAAAUCUAUUUUUAUAUCUGAAGAGUGCUGUUUCUCUCUAAUACCACAGGGUCAUUGGGACAAUGGGACUGAAGACUCUCUUAUUUGUGAAUUUGGGUAUUUUAUACAGUUUGCUACAUUGUUCUCAUCUGUGGAGAAAAGUAAAUGUUUUAUGUUAACUUCUGAAACAAUAAUCAGCUGCAUUUUUCUUUGUAUUUUUUUAUUUAUGUUCAUAGUCUAGGACUUUUGAUCCACAGACAGAGCUUUUCUUUCACAUUUCUAAUCCGUUUAACUCUCAGUCUGAUGUCUAACUCACUGGUUACAUGCUUGUCUUUUUCUCCUCUAGCUGCUGUGUAACUCAGAUACAUGCUGGCAUGUUUCACAGAGGGACACGGGCCUGUAUACUCGCACUCUAGUAUAGGGUAUCAAAUAAUCUCAGCUUGAAUACAUACCAUAUGAUUUAAUAAAUGCCCAAAGUCAACAUGUAUUUGUUGUAUGUUGUCUAGAGGUUUUACUGAUCUAGGGUUUUCACUUAUGGCAGCAUGUACUGAUGACUCUAAGGGGGAAAAACACAAAGCUAGAAUCAGAAUCAAAAACUGGUUUGACAGUAAAAAGAGGUCUAACUGUAAAAAAAAAAAUCUGAAACUAUUCCUGUAAUUUCUUUUCUCCUAUUUUUCCUUUGAUUUUUUUUUUUUUUCAAAAUUCAGUUGCAAAAGAAAGUUGUUUAUAAAAAAAUAAUUAGAAUUAUGUAUGAAUGUUCACCUCUUGAGUAUGCAUAGAGACUAGAUGUGUAUCCUGAUUUGAAUAUUUACUGUAUUAUGAACAACAGCUAUCACAGAGAGAUGUGUGAUCUCUCCAGAGGCACAAUCAUUUUUCUUUUUAUAUUGUUUCUCACUGUGUACAGUAAAGUCACAAACCACUAUAAGCUGGUCGGUGCAAUUUUGUGUGUGUGUGUGUGUGUGUGUGUGUGUGUGUGUGUGUUUGAAAAAGUAAAAAUGCAGGAAGUGUUAUGUGAUGGAUAGGUUUAGGGGUAUGGUUAGGGUUAGGGGACAGUUUGUACAGUAUAAAAAUCAUUGUUUAUUGAAAGUUCCCAAACAUGAAAAAAAUGUGUGUGUGUGUGCUUGUCUGUGUAUGCAUGUGUGCGUUCUAGGUGAGUUGCUAAAACUGAAUAUCCCAAUUAUGCUUUUGAACAAAAUGCUAAAUACUGGAUACUACAGUUGAAUAGGCAAAAAAUAAUUUAAUAUCAUAUAUGCAUAUGAAUGGACCUCUUUAAAUAAAAGAAAAUUGAGAUCUAAUAUAUGCACAUAUUUCUGUAUUACUACAAACUAGGGGUGUAACGUACACAAAAAUGACGGUUUGGUACGUACCUCGGUAUUGAAGUCACAGUUCUUUACGGAUUCUUACAGCAGGAGGGAGAAAACUAAACAUAACAUUGCUUUUUUUCUUUUUUAUUAAACAGUGGUUUACUAAACAAAUUGUGUCUCUGUCUUCAAAUAAAUUCAAUUAUAAUUAAUUUUCUUAAAGAUGACUAUAUAUAGGGAGCACUUUCAUAUUACUAUAAUAUUAAAGGUACAAUUAACAACAGAAUUAACUUAAGUUAAUUUUUAGAUGGUGAUGGCCGAUUUCAAAACACUGCUUCAGGAAGCUUCGGAGCGUAAUGAAUCAGCGUGUCGAAUCAUGAACCGCCAAACUGCUGAAAUCACGUGACUUUGGCGCUCCGAACCGCUGAUUCGACACGCUGAUUCAUUACGCUCCGAAGCUUCCUGAAGCAGUGUUUUGAAAUCGGCCAUCACUAUAUAAGUCGUUUUUUUUUUUUUUUUGGUGCACCAAAAAUAUUCUCGUCGCUUUAUAAUAUUAAUAUUGAACCACUGUACUCACAUGAACUGAUUUAAAUAUGUUUUUAGUACAUUAAUGGAUCUUGAGAGAGGAAAUGUCAUUGCUGUCUAUGCAGGCCUCACUGAGCCAUAGGAUUUCAACAAAAAUAUCUUAAUUUGUGUUCUGAAGAUUAACGAAGGUCUUACAUGUGUGGAGCGGCAUGAGGGUGAGUAAUAAAUGACAUUAUUUUCAUUUUUGGGUGAACUAACCCUUUAACUUCUAAAUCUGUUUCUACUCCAAUUCGAUGUUAAAAUAUAUUCAUUUACACAGUAGCCGUCAUAACUUGUUUUCAUGACCGAUUUAUUUAAACAUACAUUAAACUUAUAGGCUACAUUAAAUAAUCAAGACAGGUCAAGUAAAAUAUAAUGAAUAUAUAGGCUAAUAUAGUGCAUAUAUGUAGCAAAAUAGUUAAUUUCUCUAGCGAACUAACUAGCUGUGGACACUGAAUGGCUUUUCUGAGGUAAAUGCCACGUGACAUUGUUUACAAGCUGUUUCAUUAGGUGUGUUCGACAUCGGCUGCAGCUGGAUGUAACCGAUCAAGAAUAAAGUUCAACAUAAGCAUAUAUUAUUUGAAUACCAAUGUAGUGGGGUCUACGUUUUUUAUCAGUUUUAUUUUGUUAAACAUGAGACAAUAUAACAUCGCGACUACAUGAAAAGAGCUUUAACUGUUAUAAAAACAGAUUUUUGAGCAUUAGUGAAACUAUAGGCGUGAAAUUAAACAUGAAACACGUGAUCGUUGUCAUGAGGUGAAUCCAGCCAAUCGUGGAACAGCUGUGUCGUCAUCAGCGCUCGUGCAGCUCCUCUUGAGAAACUGCACUGGCUAACUCAGGCUAAUGCACAUGCCACACGUUAGUCACAUGGCGUCGGCGCUGUCUCAAGUUGGACAACAUUUCUUACCGCACUGCUUCAAGUCAGCUGCCAAUCGGUCUGUACGGCGCUGCAUCAAGUCGAACAAGCCUAUAAAUUUCUUUCCAUGGUUGAAACACUGAUUGAGCGAUUACACAAGAUACGUUUCAGUAAGUUGUACUGUAUCUUUAAACAUACCUUCAGAUGUUCAUUUAAGUUUAUUCUGUAACUAGUAUUAAAGAGGAAGAGAUGGUCGCGCUCACUCGCGCUCCCACUUGAAAUGAGGCGGUUGUACAGUGAUCUGUCACGCCACAUCAAAGAGCGACAAAACGGCAUUUAUUGUUUGAAUUUCAUGAUGAAAUGGACAGAAUUUGAGGGAUGAGACUUUGUUUCUUAUCUAAAGUAACAAAACAGAACUUUUUGCGAUUAUUGGUGGUUAAUGGUGGUUAAAAGUGGUUAAUGGGCUAUACAACUCAUGUACCAAACCGAAAGACGUGUACUGUGACGUGUACCGUUAUACCCCUACUACAAACAGACUAUGAACAUAAAAAUGAUCCUUAAAAUAGUAAAGUAACAUCACAAAAGCAAAAUUAAAUGGAAUAACUUGAUUACUACCAAUGGUAACACUACAGUAACGUUCAAUUCAUUAGUUAAUGUAUUGGGUAUCAUGAACUAACAAUGAACAAUACUUUAUAGCAUUUGUUAUCUAGGUUAUUAUUAAUUUAUAAACGUACUGUUAUUCACUGUUAAUAGGCUACAUAUUAGUUCUUAACUAAUGUUAAUUUAUACAACUUGAAAUAUCAAAAAUGUAUUAUAUAGGCCUAUUCAUUUACAUUAGCAGUUUCUGACAUCUAAUGCAUUAACAUAUUGAACCUUACUGUAAAGUUUUACCAGGAUUUAUAUACAUUUUUUGUCCAUAACAUGAAAUGGUGUUUGUUGUUUUGGCAUAUUAGAUGUAGUCAGUGUUGCUCUGAAAGUUAAGUUUACUGUCUAUUACAGUACAUGGUGACCUGCUUCACAUCCUGUGCUGCCAGCUUGAGCGUAACUUUCUAAUCACGGCUCCUUCUUCUUGGUGAUAUUAAUGUGUAGGGAGCUGUUAUCAAACCAGAAGAGACGGCUGUCAACAUACUGGAAAUAGACUAUUUACAUCAUUCUGGCAAGCGACCGAAGCUGUAUCAUCAGCAUACUUGAAAGGAGCAGGUCACUGCUGUUACAUUUCACUUCACUGCUAUUAACAUGAUAUAACAGGAGAGAUACAGUAGCACACAUCCCUGAGGAACGCCAGUCGGAUGAGGGGCUGUUCAUACGGAUUUGCUGAAGCAGCGCUUUGAUGCAAAGGACCGACCUGCUGUUGACAUUUACAUCACGCAGUAGGUAUUUUGGGGUGUGACUGUAUUAAAGGAAUUUUGUUCAAAUGCUGCUGGAUUUUAUCCAGCAUAUGUUAGCUCGAUAAGCAAAUUGCAUGGUGUCCAUAAAUUCACCUUUUUGAGAUGAAAAUUCUUUACAUAUACUGUAGAUGCUCUAUGCAUUUGAGGAGUAGGCCUACUAAUGUACCAUCAAUGGGUCAAACAGCAUUAAAGGAUUUUGCACAUGGAGAUUUUGGUACAGAGAAAUGAGUGAUGUCCUUCCAGGUCAGGGUUAUAACUUUUUUUUUUGUAAAACAUUUGAGUAAAAACAGAUCCCAAUUGUGCAGCACUCCUUUAAAAUAUUCCCCUUCAGCCCAUCCUGAUCCUAAAACUUUCAAACCUAAGCUUUAAAAACGACUUACAGUAAAACAUCUACCAGACAAAAAAAAAAAAGUUAAUAAAUUUCAAUGUUUUUUUUGUUUAUAGUUUAUUCCAAAAGGUUUAUGUAUAAUUGUAACUUAUAAAAUUUAAGACAUUUGUUUUGCAAAGACCCCACUUGUUCUUAUGUAUAUAAUAUUUUCUUAAUAAAAUAAAUAGGCUAAUUGCAUUGUGUUGUUCUUAUUCCAAAAUGUCAUUCUGUAAAUAAAAAGUACAAUUUUCUACACACCCCAGUUUUCUGUUACUAUAGAUCUCUAAAUCCAUCUGAAUUAGUACAAUGACAAAACUAAUGCAAAAUUGUUUAUUUUUCAUUUCCUAUUUUAGUUAUUUUCUAAAUCGCGGGAUGGACCAAUCACAGUCUCGUUGUGAUUACUAGAUAAUUACUGGGCAGACUUUCGGUUUUAUGUCCAUUUUUUGGAAUGAAUAUACACGUUUUAAUGUACACAUAGGCUAUAAAAUGUAUUUGAGAUUUUCAGGCGGCUUAAAGCGCCCCCUUGUGGAGACAGGGAUAGCUGCAGGUCGGAGUAAUGGGCGUGCCGAAAGGUGAACUGCUAAACCCUAACCCUACCCCACACCCUAACAGGCAGCGUUCAGCACACCCCUACCUUAGUUUCGUAACGCCUAUUACUCUGACCCGCAGAUACCCACACUUGGCCUUGAGGACGACGUGUGUGAUUCAUACGGUGUACAGUAGACGGCGAUAAUGCACAACUUGUGUAACGAACCACCGUGAAACAAAAGAGAAGAAGAGGAGGCAGCCCCGUUCAAAUCCUGGCACAGGAAUCUCCGCUGAAAGAUGUAAAUGGAUGUAGGCUGUGUGAUCAGUGUUUCAAUCUAUCCAGAUGUAAUAAAUACAGACUGUUUCACGGAAAUAAGCUUGCGACAAAGCGGAUUAUACGGUUGUUAUGGAGGAAUUUGUUGGCAAACUUCAGGACACGACUCUGGCUGGCCAUCUGUGGCUCGUGUAAAACUGUUAUUGAGGUAUGGGCGCGUGUCCAAAGACGCAUAACGAAUUAAAAUACUCAUUCAGGAUAUGUAGGAGAAGACCAGAGAGAAGCGCUGUGCAACUUCAAUUCCAAGACUAGGGGUGAAGAGACGACGAGAACUGAUGAACACAGCAGCAUAUGAUGAUGACAACAACACCACUGCAUCCACCUCACUACAUUCCACUGACACAAAGGAAAAACUCAUCAAACAUCAAACUCUUUACAGGAGAAACUAAGAAUAUUUGAGGAGUUUCAACAGACUUUGCAUCAAACUGCAAAAACAUAUUAAGUUUCAGGCCCAACACAUAGAGAGGCAGAUUAAAGAGAAGUUUGAGAAACUCCAGUUUCUACGUGUUGAAGAAUCAGUAAGGACAACAAAACUGAGGAAGGAAGAACAGCUGAAGAGUCAGAUGGUGAAUGAGAAGAUUGAGAGUUUCCCAGUGUAGACCGCCGGAUCCAGAGAACAUUUCCGGAGUGCUGGUCAAUGUGUCAAAACACCUGAGCAACCUGAAGUUUACUGUGUUACAGAAGAUGCAGAAAACUGUUGAAUACACUCCUGAGACCUUUGACCCCAACACUGCUCACUGUAAUCUCAUCCUGUCUGAUGAUCUGACCAGUGUGAGAUACAGCGAUGAGGAACAGACACUUCCUGAUAAUCCAGAGAGAUUCGACAUGUUUGCGUGUGUUCUUGGCUCAGAGGGCUUUGACUCAGGAUCUCACUGCUGGGAUGUUGAGGUCGGAGACAGUACAGGCUGGUUCCUCGGAGUGAUGAAUGAAUCCGCUCAGAGGAGGAAUAAAAUAUUCUCAAAGAGUGGAAUCUGGUUGGUGGGGCAUUUCUGUGGUGAAUAUAAAGCACAUGUUCCACCACAAUCACCAACUCUCCUCCCGGUGAAAGAGAAACUGCAGAGGAUCAAGAGUUCAUCUGGACUGGGACAGUGGAAAGCUGUCGUUCUCUGACCCUCUUACUGACACACACAUACACUCUUUUACACACACAUUUACUGAAAGAUUAUUUCUAUGUUUUGGUGUUGGUUGUAACAUUUCACCUUUGGUUAUCUUGCCAGUAAAUUCGUUUUGCUAAAAUCUCA
Ctenopharyngodon idella (grass carp) is the source of this 9831-nucleotide messenger RNA. RefSeq names its product interleukin 1 receptor accessory protein-like 1a (gene il1rapl1a). Bases 417 to 2567 code for a protein of 716 amino acids. The transcript is spliced from 16 exons. Gene Ontology annotation, molecular function: interleukin-1 receptor activity. Gene Ontology annotation, biological process: signal transduction; negative regulation of exocytosis. The record is from RefSeq and is a predicted model, not a curated record. Lineage: Eukaryota; Metazoa; Chordata; Actinopteri; Cypriniformes; Xenocyprididae.